Protopolystoma xenopodis is the source of this 354-nucleotide messenger RNA. The record is from the annotation of a GenBank genome assembly. NCBI's taxonomy places the organism in Eukaryota, Metazoa, Platyhelminthes, Monogenea, Polystomatidea, Polystomatidae.
AUGUCUACCUUGCUGGAGACGCGAGUCAGUCAUCCCAUCACCAAGGCAAUGAUGUCUGCUCGUUCGUCUAUCUUCUCACUGGCCAGUCGGUUGUUGCAAAUGCGUCAUCGGCUCGAGACGGCCCGAACUGCUGUCACCGAUCUGGUCGGCCUAGAGACUGCGUUAAAUUACUCUCUCAGACAGUUUGAGCACCGAUGGCGAUUGGCCGUUGCCUGGCGCGAGCCUCCUAGCGCAGAUGUGGCCAGGAGUCACUUGAUCGCGCUUGUUGUGAGUCCGGCUUACCGGCAAAAGACUCGUUGUUUGAAUCGUUGCAGAACGAUUUACAUGUUUAGAUCGAACGAAUUUCAACUCUAA